UUUUUUUUUUUUUUUGUCCUUACUUUGGUUUUUCUUUGUUGCUCGCUGCUGGGCACUUCUUGUCCUACCUUGGUGCUUUGUGGGCAUUGGACUUGGGCGGUGCAAGGUUUUGCAUUUCGAUAAAGAAAUGUUUGUGUGGUGUUGGUAGUUUAGCGAAUAGCAGUAGUAUGCCUUCGGUCCUGCGUAGUUAUGCAUGUCGAUAAUUCCGAAGGAUAUGUGCCAGUUGCCGAACCAAUAUGUUCAUGUUUCCAUGACGAACGCCGGUUAAUCGCAUUGCGUCAGCGUAUGCUCUCUAUCGCGGUUAAAUUGCACCCUUGUACCAGAUGUCGUCAUUUCCGCCUGCGUUGGUCCCCGAUAUCCAUGGGUCUCCCCGAUUCAGAUUGACAAUCUACGGAGUAGGGACCUGGUCGUGCACGAGCUGUAAAACAAGACUCGCUAACGCGGGAACCUGAGCGUCGCUCCUCCCGGUACCGACGAAUGCUUCGAAGCCAUCUUUUUUUAUCUGUGAUCCAUAGUUGGAGCCGAGCAACCAUCGUGAACCACGGGCCGAGUAUGUCGCGGCGAGAUCUGAACCGAUCAUGUCCUCGUAUCGGAUCUGGGUGCCCCCAUCUGGUCAGCUGGGAUUCUGCCCGCCACAGUGUUUCAUGUAUCCAGACUCCACCGUCCACCGCUGGUACUGCGAAUCGUAGAUUGAGGCUCUCCACGGACGAGAGACGGAGGCGAUCAUGGAUAACGGAGAGGACGGAGAUCGGAAAUGCGAGGGCCAGAAAAAAUUAUCAAAUUCUUCAUCGCCCCUGGCUGCACAUCUCCUCAAGCAUGGUUGCAUUGGACCCACGACGGAGGGUGCACCACGGGAAGGUCUCACGGUGAGACGCAGCGAUCAGUCGGGCCAAUCCUUCCAUAGGUAAAUCCAGUGAUAAGUACUCCGUACGUGGAGAAAUAGUGCCUCUGGAGUAAAAUUCUAUCCAGAUAGAGUUUCAGUCUAUGUCGGCGCUAUUUUCGUCCAGCCCUCGACCAAAGCUUCCAACACACUGCAAGAGGUCAAUCUAGCGAUGGCGGGCUUGGGAUAGUACCACGUCCCAUUCAUGGUUCGGUGGGCUCCAAUGACCCCAACGUCGUAGAGAUCUUGAAGGUUGGUUUUAAAGCGUUUCCAUGACCAACGACCUCGUAUACCGAAGUGUAGUGGCAAGUGGCAACGUGAUGAAACUCUGACCUGAGCUGGAAGGGAACUCGUGCGUGAAGAUCCCUGAAUUUAUUGUGUUCUCCGCAUCUUCUAAAUAGGCCGAAAGUCAACAUGAAAUUGGCUCAUUCCAAAUGGAAGGUGUCACUCUCUGCAAGAGUCAAUAGUGAGAGUUUCCCCAACUCUGGGACUGGGUGGUUAGGCGAAAACCUUGGUUUGCGUGAUUUCACCAAGUAGUGACACCUCCUUCCCGUCUGAGAAUAAGCACUGGGGGAGAACCGUGGUCACUUUUGGUACUAUGCAAUCAUGAUCAGCAUAAUAGAGCCCACGUUCUCUCUCUUUUCUCCAACUCCCAGCGGCCCGCAUAUACCGGACAGGGACUAGAGUCGGACACUCGAACCAAUCCUCUCGCUUGAGGCAGGCCAGGUUCUCCAGAUUCAGGAACCGGAAGGCUUGGCCCGGUAGAGCACUUAAUUUCUGCACAAUCACAUUAUUUGUCCAUGAUCUUCUCAUACGGAGUAGCGUUGCGCCGUACUCCGCAGUUGACCGCGAUAGCGAGUCAUGAUGCCAUGGAAUUACCCAAUUGGUUAGACAAUCAUCGCAUACCAACGGUGUAUCACGCACGUGCUACUCUCUCAGCCCUUCUGCAGUCCACUGCCUAGGUUAGUUGGUUCAAUCUGUUUGACUUUUGCCGCUGGAGAUCGACACCACUAGUUGGUCCUCCUGCUGCAAAGCUCCAGGAACGGAACCCAAAUCUGCGCGCCACGGGCCUCUUUUUGCUCUAUUCCCUCAAUAUUUGACAGUAUUGGCCGUGGGAGUUAUUGUCCUAGCUCAAGUGCCGGGAUAUCCCCCACGGCACUAAGUCUAGGAAGAUUUGGAAGCCAAUGGAAGUCGGGAAUGCACACCGCAGGUUCCGGAAUGAACCCAACCCAACAAGCAUUUCGCCAGACAGGACACCCACCGGCUUAGCACUAUGCAUGCAGCUGCAUCUCGGGUCGAGGAGUGGACACGGUGUACUGUUGGUCCCCGCAAAACCACUGUCGCUCGUCGGUUCUCGGGUCCAAUCUGAUCCCGGGCUAUAGCCAUGGGGAGUAUCUUGGCAGCUAUCAUUACCCAAGAGGAAAUGAGGGAUUUGGCAUCCUUAUCGAUAUCGACUGUGUGUGGAGUUCUUGUUUGGCUCUGAGAGGUGUGGGAAGUUGGUAACAUGAGAGUUUGUAAACCUAAUAAAAAUUCUAACCCAAGUGCUAUAUUGUCCUAGUGUCAAAUAAGUCUCGUAUCGAGAAAAGAAUGCCAAAUGGAACGUUCUUCGAACGUCUUGGCAUGACGACGAGGAUCCUCUUCGUAUAGCUACGUUAUGACGGUUUCAGAAACGUCAUUUGGAAUUUCCAACCAACAGCUUCAAAUAGAUAGUGCUCCGGACUUCGCUGGUGGCGGUGGUUCCCCUGAUGGUACCUUGUACGUACUACUAGUAGGUGGUAAGGUAUCUCCAUUGUCGAAGGGAAACUACUAAGCGACUAGUACGCCACCGGGGGGGUACCGACAAAGAUGAUUGGAGGAUUAGCGGACGCGUAGUCUCUUCCGAGCGAAUGGGUUUGGAAACCUUCAAUAUUUCCGGAAACUGGCCUAAUUGACGGUCUUUCCCGACUAAGAAGGUACCUUGCUAGCUAUGCCCCACCGACUAAUAUAUGUGUGGCUGCGGCUAAGAUAGUAGAUCGUUUAGGUAGAACAAAGACUGAGCAUAUGAUACUGUGUAAGGAAGACCAGAAAUUCCUUAUCGACUCCGAACUAGCAGUAAGACA
Molecule: messenger RNA, 2979 nt
Organism: Aspergillus pseudonomiae
Lineage: Eukaryota; Fungi; Ascomycota; Eurotiomycetes; Eurotiales; Aspergillaceae
Exons: 2
Coding region: 478-870 (130 amino acids)
Source: RefSeq, a predicted model, not a curated record